Molecule: messenger RNA, 1302 nt
Organism: Lactuca saligna
Lineage: Eukaryota; Viridiplantae; Streptophyta; Magnoliopsida; Asterales; Asteraceae
Source: the annotation of a GenBank genome assembly
AUGAAGAAAUUUCCCACAUGCACACCAGAUCUUCGAAUUGUUGCAGAAGGGGAUGACGUGGUGACGACUUCCCAGAAAGUCAACCUCCGGGAUGAACUCGAAAACAUCUGUAAAGCUCUACAGGGUGACAAAUCAUAUUGGUACCAACAAUUCAUUCCCAUGCUGCCCUGUAUCCUCUCUGCUGAUGAUGAACAAAGCAAAAGUCGACUACAAGUUUUUCUCUGGGCAUUGCUUGCUGUUAGAUCCCAGUUUGGGAUGUUGGAUGAUGGUGCUCGGAUUCAUGUUAUUCCUCAUUUGUUCCGUGAAGCAGUUGACUGUGGUAAGUUGAUGCUGGAAACCAGUAUUGUUGGAAGAGAUGAAUCAUUAGAUACAAGCAGUGUCUCAAAGGAAUUCGGAACAAUCCAUAACUUGAUACAAAAGGAUUGUGUGCGUAUUGCGGUUUCAGAUGAGGUUAAAUAUUUAAGAAAUAGUCGUGCCGAGCAAACAAAACAAGUUGCUGAGUUUCAUGUUAGAAUGAAUGAAAUUAUAUCUUCUGAUUUGAAUCAACGGAGAGCUUUUGAAGAUGAUAUACACAGUAGCUUAAGUUCUAUUCUUGCCUCAGAUGAUAGCAUAGGAGCUUCCUUUCCUCACAGCCAUGUGAGUGAAGAAGUGGCUGCAAUUUGUGAUGCCAAGUUAAAAAGUUCAGACAUACAGGCUGUAGUUUUAUUUAUUUAUUUUCCUCACAGCCAUGUCAGAGUAGUAGUAGAAGUGAUGGUUAAGCAGAACAAUGUUUUCCCAAACAAGGAGAUGCAAUGGCAACAAAAGGUUGUUAAAGUAUUUCCAAGGCCAGCUGUAUCACUUUGUCCUCAGGUUCAUUGUGAAACCUCAAAGUACAACAUGAAACUUAGGGAGGACCGUGGAUUUUCUCUUGAAGAGUUGAAGGUGAACCCCGAUAUGGUAUUACAGCUUGAAAAUGUUGGCCUGAGUUUUACAGGAAAAGGUGAAAGUAGCCAGCGGAAGCUAAUCGCUAGUGGGUCCCAUGCUGGUGAAGAGGAGGGAACCCAUGUGAUUUUACAGCUCUCCAAUUCUCCAAAGUCCAAGGUGAGUGUUGUAAGAAACGAACAAGGUGGGAACUCUGUGACAACUGUUUUGCUGCGUGGAAGUGCAGAUAGCAUACUUGAUGAUCUGGAAAGGCCUGUUGAUGAUGGUGUAAAUACUUACAAGGCCUUAUGCAAGGACAGUAGAAUUGUGCUUGGAGCUGCAGCCACUGAAAUUGAAUUAGCAACAAAACUGAAGGAGUUUUCUUUCUCGGAGACAUGGUAG